This is a messenger RNA of Leptonychotes weddellii (Weddell seal), 3431 nucleotides long. NCBI's taxonomy places the organism in Eukaryota, Metazoa, Chordata, Mammalia, Carnivora, Phocidae. The record is from RefSeq and is a predicted model, not a curated record.
CAUUUUGAGUUGUGUGGGUUUCCAGGGCGUUCUGAGUGUGGCCUCACCCGGGGAGGUUCCGUAGAUCACAGGCCAGAGGCACGCGUCCGAGUGUCAGGUUGGAGCCGGGAAGCGUCCCUGGGGGGAGCGGCGGCGGGGGCAGGAUGAGCGCGGAGGCGGCGGACCGGGAGGCGGCCACCUCCAGCCGGCCCUGCACCCCGCCGCAGACCAGCUGGUUCGAGUUCCUGCUGGAGGAGUCGCUGUUGGAGAAACAUCUGCGCAAGCCCUGCCCGGAUCCUGCACCAGUUCAACUUAUUGUUCAGUUUUUGGAACAGGCUUCCAAACCUUCAGUUAAUGAGCAAAACCAGGUGCAACCUCCGCCUGAUAACAAGAGAAAUCGUAUUUUAAAACUACUUGCUCUUAAAGUUGCUGCACAUUUGAAGUGGGAUUUAGACAUAUUAGAGAAAAGUUUGUCUGUUCCAGUAUUGAAUAUGCUACUAAAUGAAUUGCUGUGUAUCAGUAAGGUUCCUCCUGGGACGAAGCAUGUGGACAUGGAUCUGGCCACUUUACCUCCAACCACUGCCAUGGCUAUCCUUCUCUACAACAGAUGGGCAAUUAGGACAAUUGUUCAAAGUAGUUUUCCUGUCAAACAGGCAAAACCUGGACCUCCUCAGUUAAGUGUUUUGAAUCAGAUGCAACAGGAGAAAGAGCUAACAGAAAAUAUUUUGAAAGUACUAAAAGAGCAAGCUUCUGAUUCUAUUUUGGUACUAGAGGCAGCCCUUAAAUUAAACAAGGAUCUUUAUGUCCACACGAUGCGAACACUAGAUUUAUUGGCAGUGGAGCCAGGCAUGGUAAAUGGAGAAACUGAGAGUUCUACUGCUGGACUGAAAAUCAGAACCGAGGAGAUGCAGUGCCAGGUGUGUUAUGAUUUGGGUGCAGCAUACUUCCAGCAAGGCUCUACAAAUUCAGCUGUCUAUGAAAAUGCCAGAGAAAAGUUUUUUAGAACCAAAGAACUAAUUGCAGAGAUAGGUUCAUUAUCUCUUCAUUGUACCAUAGAUGAGAAGCGGUUAGCGGGCUAUUGUCAAGCAUGUGAUGUUCUUGUCCCUUCUGAUAGUACAUCUCAACAAUUGACUUCAUAUAGUCAAGUCCAUAUUUGUUUGAGAUCUGACAACUAUCAGGAUGUAGUAAAGAUUUUCAUUGAAGAUAACUUAACCUUCAGUUUACCUGUCCAGUUCCGGCAGUCAGUACUAAGGGAACUCUUCCAGAAAGCUCAACAGGGAAAUGAAGCUCUAGAUGAAAUCUGUUUUAAAGUCUGUGCCUGUAACACAGUCCGUGAUAUAUUGGAAGGUAGAGCGAUUAGUGUUCAAUUUAACCAGCUAUUUCUUAGACCUAAUAAAGAGAAAAUAGACUUUCUUCUUGAGGUAUGUUCAAGAUCAAUAAAUUUAGAAAAAGCUUCAGAUUCUUUGAAGGGAAACAUGGCUGCUUUUCUAAAGAAUGUGUGUCUGGGGUUGGAAGAUCUGCAGUAUGUUUUCAUGAUUUCUUCACAUGAGCUUUUCAUUACAUUGUUGAAAGAUGAAGAACGAAAGCUACUUGUUGAUCAGAUGAGGAAGAGAUCCCCUAGAGUAAAUCUGUGCAUUAAACCUGUAACUUCAUUUUAUGAUAUCCCAGCUUCAGCAAGUGUCAACAUUGGUCAGUUGGAGCAUCAGCUGAUAUUGUCAGUGGAUCCCUGGAGGAUUCGACAGAUUUUAAUUGAAUUACAUGGUAUGACUUCAGAGCGCCAGUUCUGGACUGUGUCUAACAAGUGGGAAGUACCUUCUGUGUAUAGUGGGGUUAUCCUGGGAAUUAAAGACAGUUUAACAAGAGAUUUGGUUUACAUUCUUAUGGCCAAAGGUUUACACUGCAGUACUGUUAAGACUCUUAGUACAUGUUUGCUUUGUUCUCAUUUUAAUGUUAUGAUGCUAAUUCCAACUGUUUUCUUCUUUGGCUUUUUAGAUAUUCCUCUUCGUCAAGUGAUUGCUGAGGAGUGUGUUGCUUUUAUGCUAAACUGGAGGGAAAAUGAAUACCUUACACUGCAAGUUCCCGCGUUUCUGCUUCAGAAUAAUCCAUAUGUAAAGCUUGGACAGCUUUUAGCAGCUACAUGCAAAGAACUUCCUGGCCCUAAAGAAAGUAGACGGACUGCUAAAGACCUUUGGGAAGUUGUUGUUCAGAUCUGUAGUGUGUCCAGUCAGCACAAACGAGGAAAUGAUGGCAGAGUCAGUUUAAUAAAGCAGAGGGAAUCUACAUUAGGCAUAAUGUAUCGGAGCGAACUACUUUCUUUUAUCAAAAAAUUACGGGAACCAUUGGUUUUGACCAUUAUUUUGUCACUCUUUGUGAAACUUCACAAUGUUCGGGAGGACAUUGUGAAUGAUAUUACAGCUGAGCACAUUUCUAUUUGGCCAUCCUCCAUCCCCAAAGCACAAGCAGGGGGAGCAGCAGAGGGACACUGUGGUUUGAAUCUGCUUUUGUCAACUCAGGAAGUAAUAAUACCCAACUCUUCACAAAAGAGGCCUUGUCUGUUUUUUCACCUGUUAUGUCUAAUGAUAGGUAAUUCUUUACUUCUGUUUUCUACUUUAGCAACAAAUCAGUAUUCGGCAGCUCUCCACUAUUACCUGCAGGCAGGAGCUGUGUGUUCUGAUUUCUUCAAUAAGGCUGUGCCCCCUGAUGUAUAUACAGACCAGGUAAUAAAACGAAUGAUAAAAUGCUGUUCUUUGCUGAAUUGCCACACACAGGUGGCAAUUUUAUGUCAGUUCCUCAGAGAAAUUGACUACAAGACAGCCUUUAAAUCAUUGCAGGAACAAAACAGUCAUGAUGCUAUGGACUCCUACUAUGACUACAUAUGGGAUGUUACCAUUUUGGAAUACUUGACUUAUCUUCAUCAUAAAAGAGGAGAAACAGAUAAAAGACAAAUUGCAAUUAAAGCCAUCGGCCAGACAGAAUUGAACGCAAGCAACCCAGAAGAAGUGUUACAGCUGGCAGCGCAGAGAAGGAAAAAAAAGUUCCUCCAAGCAAUGGCAAAACUUUACUUUUAAGCAGUUAGUUAAAAUUUUUUAACUUUUAUUUUUUAAACAAUGGGCUAAAAAUAAACAGUAUUAGAUUAUAUAAUACAUAUGUACACAUUAAGUGGUGUUUUCUUUUCAGACAAUACUGAAACAGUUGAAAAACAACUAUACAGAAGACUUCAUACCAUAACCAUAGCUUAAAUUUAUUCUGUUACUGGACAUGUGAAUCUCUUCCUUUGAAGAAAUUAUAAACUAGCAACUUAGUAUAAUUUAUUUUCUAUUAGACCCACUCUUGAGGCUGAAAUUUCAUUUUUUUAAAAAAAAAAACAUGUAGAAGUAGCUAGUCUAUACACAGCAAGUUCUUAUGUCAGGUUUUUUUGUUUGUUUUUAAUAAAUAAUCUAGGAGUCAGUAUA